Messenger RNA from Ricinus communis (castor bean), 1160 nucleotides. RefSeq lists its product as uncharacterized. The record is from RefSeq and is a predicted model, not a curated record. NCBI's taxonomy places the organism in Eukaryota, Viridiplantae, Streptophyta, Magnoliopsida, Malpighiales, Euphorbiaceae. The transcript has a single exon. Bases 333 to 992 code for a protein of 219 amino acids.
AUUUUUUUUUCUUUCUUAUGGAUGUGGUUAAAUCUGCUAAGGGUUACAUGUAAUCUUUGCGUGUUGCUAUUUGCACUAUGUGACAGUAGUAUAAAAAGAGAAGAAAACGUGCAAGGUGGAAUUCUCACUUCUACAAAUGUUGCUUUCACAAAGUCAGAAUUGAAAUGGCCUUGCGAAUCAUGCGUAUGUCUGACUAUGAAAUUGCAAUCUAUCUGAAUCAUUCAAGCCGGCGAGUAAAGUCAACUAAAAACCCACCUCUAUUUGAUCCUGAAGCUUCAAAAUCUCUCUUUCUCAAACCCUGAAACUGUGGUUCCUGAUACAACCUGAUCUUGAUGGGCAAACUGCAGAAAUCUAAAAGCAAGAUAUCAGACCUUCUACCAAAAGCAGCAGGUCCUGUAACUUUUCUGAGUCCACCUCCUAGUCCUGCUAGAGCUAACUCCUGGAAAGGAUUAUCUAGCCCUAGAGUCUCGCUUAUUCCCAAAGAAAUUCGUAGAAAGGCAAGAAUUCUAAGCUUUGACGCAAGAGAGCCUACUUCUCCUAAAGUUUCAUGCAUGGGAAAAAUCAAGAACAGGAAAAGGAACAAGAACGAGACCAAGAAGUGGAAUAACCCUACAAAACUAGAUAUGUUGGUUUCUUCACUUUCUCGCUCUGGAGCAAUGAUAUUGAAGAUCUUUAAAGGAAAACAAGAAAUUGAGGAACGUGAUGCUUCUGAUAAGAGCCCAACAACCAUAGCAGAAAGGGCAGUAAGAGCGAGUUCCUCGAGUCAGGUGAAAAAAUUUGCAAGUGGCAGGGGUGUCUUGAAGGAUUUUGACUGGAAAGCUCAUGUUGCAGGGGCUGCAGAUGCUGAAAGUAACUGCCCACAAGAUGAUAAAAAUCAGGAUAAGGAAAGGGAUGUUGAAACUCGUACUGAAUGCAUUUCUGUAGAGCCAAGGAAAGAAGUAAACUUGUGGAAGAAACGAGCCAUCUCUCCUCCUAGACCUCUUCAAUUGUAAAAAAAACUUAUGUUUGAAACUUGUCGAUUCAAGUACAGAUGUGAUUUUCACAUUCAUUAAUUUGCAUUUUUCCUGAUCAGCAGUAGAUCUGCACAUUUUUUCUUAAUUGUAUUUGUCACUUAAAUGUUAAAAAGAAGUGUGAAUGAUAUAAUGGGCACAAUUGAUGGA